Molecule: messenger RNA, 3517 nt
Organism: Daucus carota subsp. sativus
Lineage: Eukaryota; Viridiplantae; Streptophyta; Magnoliopsida; Apiales; Apiaceae
Product: calcium-transporting ATPase 4, plasma membrane-type
Exons: 7
Coding region: 185-3310 (1041 amino acids)
Biological process (GO): calcium ion transmembrane transport
Cellular component (GO): plasma membrane; intracellular membrane-bounded organelle
Molecular function (GO): ATP hydrolysis activity; P-type calcium transporter activity; ATP binding
Source: RefSeq, a predicted model, not a curated record
UCUCAAUAAAUAAAAUAAAGAAUAAAAUCCCUUACCUAGCUUCCCGCCCGUACCGGAUGGCAAGUUUGAAACAUUCCGAAUCCUCACUAAAACUCACACACCAAAAUCUCACUUUCUGUUGGGUUUCUAAAAGCUCAUGAUCGAUUUUUAUCGCCAACAAAAAUAUUCCUACUUUUUUUAAAAGAUGGAAGAAUAUAUGGAGGAGUUUUUGAGGAAAAACUUCGAUGUAGAGCACAAGAAUCCGUCGGAAGAGGCUUUACAAAGAUGGAGAAGUGCGGUUUGGCUGGUCAAGAAUCCUCGCCGGAGAUUUCGUAUGGUCGCCGAUCUCGCUAAGCGUGCCGAGGCCGGCCGGAAGCGUCAGAGUGUACAGGAAAAAGUCAGAAUAGCUCUGUAUGUACAAAAGGCAGCAUUACAAUUCAUUGACGCUGUAAGCGUUAAACCGGAUUACAAGCCCUCUGAUGAAGUCAGAAAAGCUGGAUUUGAUAUUGAUCCAGAAGAGCUAGAACGCAUAAACCAGUCUCACGAUAUCAAAAAUUUGGAUACACAUCAAGGCAUAAAGGGAUUUGCAUCAAAACUGAAAGUGUCUCUCAACGAAGGAGUAGUUUCAAGCAAUGUACCAAAAAGACAAGAAAUUUAUGGAUAUAAUCGCGUUAAAGAGAAGCCCAUGAAACCAUUUUGGAUGUUUGUAUGGGAAGCACUUCAAGAUAUGACUCUUAUAAUUCUUAUGGUAUGUGCUGUGAUCUCUGUUGGUGUUGGUAUUGCUACGGAAGGGUGGCCUCAAGGUAUGUAUGAUGGAGUUGGAAUUAUACUUUGUAUACUCUUGGUUGUAAUGGUUACUGCAACCAGUGAUUACAAACAGUCAUUACAAUUCAAGGACUUAGACAGGGAAAAAAAGAAUAUUAUGAUUCAGGUGACGAGGGAUUCAAGCAGACAAAAGGUGUCAAUUUAUGAUCUAGUAGUUGGAGAUAUUGUGCAUUUGUCUAUUGGAGAUCAAGUUCCUGCAGACGGGCUUUUUAUAUCUGGUUAUAGUCUUACAAUUGAUGAAUCGAGUUUAUCAGGGGAGAGUGAGCCUGUUCAUGUGGACGAGAAAAAGCCUUUUCUUUUGUCAGGGACUAAAGUACAAGAUGGUUCUGGGAAAAUGCUGGUGACAGCGGUUGGUAUGAGAACUGAGUGGGGAAGAUUGAUGGUGACUUUAAGUGAUGGCGGAGACGAUGAGACUCCUCUGCAAGUGAAACUCAAUGGUGUUGCCACCAUUAUUGGGAAAAUUGGGCUGGCUUUUGCUGUUCUGACAUUUUUGGUCAUGACCACAAGAUUUAUUGUCGUCAAGGCGCUUGAUAAUGAGAUAUCCAGAUGGUCUGUGUCUGAUGCUUUGACUCUGUUGAAUUUCUUUGCAAUCGCGGUGACAAUACUUGUAGUAGCAGUUCCAGAAGGUUUACCACUAGCAGUGACACUAAGUUUGGCCUUUGCAAUGCAGAAGUUGAUGAAUGACAAGGCGCUGGUUAGGCAUCUUUCUGCGUGUGAGACAAUGGGUUCUGCUAGCUGCAUUUGUACCGAUAAAACUGGAACCUUGACUACGAACCAUAUGGAGGUUACAAAAAUUUGGAUAUGCAAUGAAGCUAAGGGGAUAGGUGGUGGAGACAAUACUGGAAGUGCAUUGAAGAAUUCGAUAUCUGAGAACUUAUUAAGUACCCUUCUGCAUUCUAUAUUUCACAAUACUAAUUCAGAGGUUGUGAAAGAUAAAAAUGGUAAGAUAAAUAUCAUGGGGUCUCCAACAGAAUCAGCUCUGUUAGAAUUUGCAUUGCUUUUUCGAGGUGAUUAUAUGUCACAGUGCCAAAAGCUCAAUAUUGUGAAAGUUGAGCCUUUCAAUUCUGUCAAGAAAAAGAUGUCAGUGGUUGUUGCUCUUCCAGGCGGUGGGCAUAGAGCAUUUUGUAAAGGGGCAUCAGAAAUAAUUCUGGGAAUGUGUGAUAAAAUUGUUAACAAAGAUGGUGAAUCGGAGCAUUUAUCUGAAGAACAGCGUAAGAACAUAACAGAUGUGAUCAACGGUUUUGCUUCUGAGGCUCUCAGAACUCUUUGUUUGGCUUUCCAGGACAUGAGAACUUCAAGGUCUAAUGAGGAUCAUAUUCCAGAAAGUAACUAUACACUUAUUGCAGUAGUUGGAAUUAAAGAUCCGGUUCGCCCAGGGGUAAGGGAAGCUGUAAGAACUUGCUUACGUGCUGGAAUCAAGGUUCGGAUGGUAACUGGUGAUAAUAUUCAUACUGCUAAGGCCAUUGCUAGAGAAUGCGGUAUUUUGACAGAUGAUGGUGUGGCUAUUGAAGGACCAAACUUUCGGGAUAAAAGUGUCCAGGAGUUGGAGGACAUUAUACCUAAACUACAGGUAAUGGCGCGAUCAUUGCCACUGGACAAACACAAGUUAGUGAAAUUGUUGAGAAAUGAAUUCCAGGAAGUUGUGGCAGUGACUGGUGAUGGCACGAACGAUGCUCCUGCUUUACACGAGGCGGAUAUUGGAUUGGCUAUGGGCAUUGCAGGAACAGAGGUGGCAAAAGAAAAUUCCGAUAUAGUGGUCAUGGAUGAUAAUUUCAAGACUAUAGUGACAGUGGCCAAAUGGGGCAGAUCAGUUUACAUCAACAUUCAGAAAUUUGUACAGUUCCAGUUAACUGUCAAUGUUGUCGCCCUCAUGACCAAUUUUGUUUCAGCUUGUGUAUCAGGAUCAGCUCCUCUCACGGCUGUGCAGUUACUUUGGGUAAACAUGAUUAUGGACACUCUUGGUGCCUUAGCACUUGCCACAGAACCUCCAACUGACGAGCUGAUGCAGAGGCCCCCUGUUAGCAGGAAUACGAACUUCAUAACUCACAUUAUGUGGAGGAACAUCAUUGGCCAAAGCAUUUACCAGCUUAUUGUUCUUGGCAUUCUUCAGUUUAGCGGGAAGAACCUCUUUCACCUCCAUGGCUCUGAUUCUGUCUCUGUUCUCAACACACUGAUAUUCAACACUUUCGUGUUUUGCCAGGUUUUUAAUGAAAUCAACAGCAGGGACAUGGAGAAGAUAAAUAUAUUUCGAGGGAUGUUUGACAGUUGGGUGUUCAUGAUGGUAAUGGUGUCCACAGUGACAUUUCAAGUAAUCAUCGUGGAAUUCUUAGGCACAUUUGCAGAAACUGUGGCACUGAGUAAAGAAUUAUGGAUAGCCAGUGUCGCGAUGGGAGCAAUAAGCUUACCUAUCGGAGCUCUUCUCAAAUUAAUCCCUGUUUCAUCCCACAAGCAUCCCCAGCAACAUGAUGGCUAUGAACAACUGCCAAGCGGUCCUGAUCUUGCAUGAAAUACAGAAAUUGCUAAUAACCUCAAACAUUUUUGCAGGCAUUUCAUUUACAAGAAUGAUAUAUAUGCUGAAAGUUUCAACAAUUUCACAAAAUUUAUUCAGCGCAGCUACACUAGAGACUUAUAUAGGAUUUCCCUACGAUUUCAUCAUGGAUGAUUCAUUAUUUCAGUAGCUAACUUCGAAUAUCAAGCAAGGGCUAGUCAGGCA